GCUGAGAGGUUCAACAGGACCCUGCAGGAGGGGGCACGCACUCUCCUUGGGCGUGCAGGGCUACCUGAUCCGUUUUGGGUGUCUGCACUGAGGCAGGUCGCCCUUGUGAAGAAUAGGGUGCUGGCUACAGUUGGAGAUAAGGAGUGGAUCCCAUAUGCCAAGUGGUAUGGGAGUGCUCCAGCGGUGAACAUGCUGAGGGCAUUUGGGUGCAUGGUAGUUGUCCCUGCCGAGCUCGCCGCGCUGAUUCGACAGUACCCUGAUAUUUUUCCGGACGAUCUGCCAGCAGGACUGCCACCCGAGCGCCCCCAGGACCACAAAAUUGACCUGGAACCCGGCGCGCAGCCUACAGUCAGGACCCAGUGGCGGCUGACUCAGCUCGCGGAGUUGCGAAGCCAACUGGACUACCUCUUGGAGAAGGGGUUCAUUCAGCCCAGCACUUCCCCGUUCGCAGCACCCAUCCUGUUCACGCCCAAAAAAGACGGCGGGCUGCGAAUGUGCAUCGACUACAGGGCGCUAAAUCGGCGAACGAUCAAGUCCCGCUACCCAAUCCCACGCGCGGACAAUCUCCUCGAUCAACUUCGCAGAGCUCGCUUCUUCUCGAAAAUCGACUUACGCAGCGGUUACCAUCAGAUCCGAGUCUUCGCUGACGACUACCACAAGACGGCGUUCCGAACCCGCUAUGGCAGCUACGAGUACAGAGUGAUGCCGUUUGGCCUCACGAACGCGCCAUCCACUUUCCAACUCACCAUGAACGGCGUAUUCUGAGAUCUACUCGACAAGUGUGUCAUCGUCUA
Molecule: messenger RNA, 794 nt
Organism: Closterium sp. NIES-67
Lineage: Eukaryota; Viridiplantae; Streptophyta; Zygnematophyceae; Desmidiales; Closteriaceae
Source: the annotation of a GenBank genome assembly